AUGGCCAUCAGAAAGGCAUUCUUCUCCCUCCUCUCACGAACUCCUCUCCUGAAUCAGAUCCAGCAAGCUGCAGCUCACCAGUCCGGCAAAGACUCACACCAAGAACAAGGGACAUGGUUCCGCGAACUCGAAAAGAAAGACGGCCUCGACGCACAAUGCCAAUGGAUCCGCGAACACAAAGCCGUCAUGCGUGAGGGCAAGCAACUCGUCCAGCGCGAAAUGCACAUCAGCGCCCAACUAGCCUACAUCCAAAACACCGCCGACGAGAAACUUCUCCUCGACCCUUCUACCCAGGACCAGAUUCUCAAAUACGAAGCCGAGCUAAAACAGAUCAACCAGGAGUACCUCCAGUACUGCCAGCGUAUUGCCGAACUGGAGAGUUACAAACCACCGGGCCGCCUGGCGGGACACCAUCUCGACCUACAUGGGCAACAGGCCAGUCCGGAAGUGUGGAAGGCGGGACAAGAUCGGUGUCGCCGUCGGGGAGGAUGCUGUGGGCGGGACUGUGGUUGUUGUGAACGGAAUCUGCGGAUUGUUCGCGAUCGAGCGGUGGGCAUGCAGUACAUCCAUUGCCGUCGGGGAUGUGGCUGUUGCAAGCGUCAUCGGGGAGAGUCGCGUGCGUUGCGUCUGGAGCGACAACUUACGCCGGAUGGAUACGUGCCGUGA
Molecule: messenger RNA, 666 nt
Organism: Penicillium daleae
Lineage: Eukaryota; Fungi; Ascomycota; Eurotiomycetes; Eurotiales; Aspergillaceae
Exons: 1
Coding region: 1-666 (221 amino acids)
Source: RefSeq, a predicted model, not a curated record